AAAAGGCUGCAGCUAACAUUGCCUUUUGUGAAGCAGCUGAGAGAGAGCAGGAGGGCGGCUGUGUGCAGCAUGAGUGCCCGCGAUCUGUGCAUGCUGCCCCGAGCGGACUGUUGCUGUUGAGAUGGAGUCAGUGUUUCUCAGUCUCUUCCUGAGUUUAGUCUUUAUAGUAGCAGGAUGGGGAAACAAGACUGGAAUGGCCCUGGCAACGUAUCACAGGACCUGCAAACUAGUGCACAGAGCUGUGGAUUGCAAUGGGAGAUGGCAAGGCACAGUCCCAGCAGACCUCCCAGCUGACAUAGAGAUGCUUUCCCUGGAUCACAACACUAUACGGACCCUAAAGAAUACCUCUCUGCUGCAAUACCAAAACCUGGAGACACUGAGCCUGCGUGGGAACAGACUGGAACUCAUUGAACCUGGGGCCUUCCUUGGCAGCAGAGACCUCAAAAAUCUUUCCUUGGCAGACAACACCCUCUUUACAAACUACUCUGUGACAGCAGCUGCUCUUCACUCCUUACCAGCCUUGAGGAAACUGGACCUGUCUGGGAAUCAUCUCACUGAGGACAUGGUGGCUACCAUGCUCCGCAACCUGUCCUCCUUGGAGUCCUUGUCAAUAGCCAGAAACAUCAUAAUGCGCUUGGACUCCUCUGUCUUCGAAAGCCUGAGCCAGCUGCAGGAGCUGAACCUGGAGAAGAACUACAUCUAUGAGAUCGAGGGGGGCACCUUUGAAGGCCUGCAGGGCCUGCAGAUGCUUAAUCUGGCCUACAACUACAUUCCCUGCAUCGUGGAGUUUGGUCUGACCCAGCUCAAGACACUUAAUGCCAGCAACAACAUAAUCGAGUGGUUCCUGGCCAUAGAGGGUGAUGCUGUCUUUGAGCUGGAGACGCUAGAUCUCUCCCACAACCGGCUCUUGUUCUUCCCGCUACUACCAAGACAGAGCAAAUUGCGCUCCCUGCUGCUGAGGGACAAUGAGAUGAGCUUUUAUCGCAAACUUCCCAAUGCUACAUCCCUCAUGGAUGUCACAGUGCAGUUCCUUCUCAUAGAGGGCAAUACCACUAAUGUCACUACCCUCAAUCUCUGGGAAGAGGUCAGCCUGAGCAAUCUCUCUUCCUUGAGCUUUCUGGAUAUGAGCCAAAACCAGUUCUGGUACCUCCCUGAUGGCUUCCUGGGAAGGAUGACUUCUCUCUCCCACCUGAAGCUCAACCAGAAUUGCUUAGAGACUCUUCACAUCCAGGAGAGAGAACCACUGGGCAUGCUCAUGGACCUUGAUCUCAGCCAGAAUCAGCUCUCAGAACUGCAGGUGGACCUAGGUUCUGAAGGCACCCUGCCAAACCUUAGAUCGUUUAAUCUGAGUGCCAAUAGGUUGCAGAGGGUGCCACCUAACAUUUUCACCCACACAGAGAUCACUACAGUUGACCUCAGUCACAAUCACAUAGACCUCUGUCCCCAGCAAGCUAAUGCAGAUGGGUCUGAGUAUCCCAUCUGCAUAGACUUAAGGAAUGUAACAUCCCUUAGGAAACUUUACUUGGCUGGGUGUAGCCUGGAAAUGUUGGCGAGCAAUGCUUUCAGUGGGACAUCACUAACACACUUAGAUCUGUCUAACAAUCAGAGAGCACUGGCUAGGGGCCUGCAACCUCUACAAGAUAUUGCACUAAUGCUGCAGGUUUUAUCUCUCAGGAACACUGGCCUCUCUUCCACCAUGGAAGACAUUGACUUCUCUGGCUUUCAGAACUUGGUAAGUUUGGACCUCUCAGGAAACUCCCUGACCAGCUUUCCGGAGUCCUUGAGUGGUCUGAAACUGCAUACCCUGGAUCUCCGGAGAAACCAUCUUCCCUCUCUUCCACAGCACUCAAUGCAGAUGCAACUUGGGAGGAGUCUGAGUGUGCUCUACCUCAGCCAGAACCCAUUUGACUGCUGCAAACUGGAGUGGUGGGACUUCCUUCACAGUCUCAGGACAGUGCGUGUUGUGGACAAGGGGCAGGUCACCUGCAACUACUCCUCUAACAUUAUUCAUACAGUGAGACUGCCUGAGUCUGUGCUCCAGAGCUGCAGGUGGAUGACAGUGAAUAUGGCUUUGCUGUACCUGGUGCUUACUCUCCCUGCCUGCCUGACCCUGCUAGUUGCCUUUGCUGUCAUCUUCCUUACUUUCAAGCACAAGCUGCUUCAAAUGGUGAAAAACCAGUACAGAGUGUCCAGCCCAUACUGAUCUCUGUGGGGAAAGGAGUAGGCUGUUGGCUCACAGAGUGCAGGCAGAGUAGUAACUCUGUGAUCCCUGUGAGGGGCCGAGAGCAGAGUGAGCAGGGGUGCUUUGGAGGGAGUGGCCAGGAUACUGGCUCUCUGAUGUUCUCAUUGCUGCAUUUUGAGAGUGUCGCUUCCUGGUGCAUGUUCUCCCUUUGCUCUGGGCAGGGGUAGGGCCUUCUGCUGGGAAGCACAAUGGAGGCACUUGGAGUUUAAUUCAGGGAGCACAGGGUUCAACAUGGAGUCAGAAGGCAGGAGAAUUAGUGAUUGGAGUUUAAGACACUGAAAAUGAGUAAAUGGGAGAGAAAUUCAGAAGGGAAAGGUGAGGAUCAUGAUGAGGAAAGGGCAAAUAUUAAGAAAAACCAAUGAGGCAGCUGCAAAGUGGACUCAUUGGAUGCCAGAGAGUGAGAGGCAGGAGAGAUCUAUCUCUGUUUGGGUACUUGUGGCACCUUAGAGACUAACCAAUUUAUUUGAGCAUAAGCUUUCGUAAGCUACAGCUCACCUCUCAAAUAAAUUGGUUAGUCUCUAAGGUGCCACAAGUACUCCUUUUCUUUUUGCGAAUACAGACUAACACGGCUGCUACUCUGAAAUCUGUUUGCUAGAGGAUGCUUCACUGGUGCCUAAGGAAAGGAGUUCAGGGUAUAUAAGUCCUGUGAAAUAUAAAGCAAAUAUGCAUAUGUAUACACUAUUAAUAUAAACCAAUGAAGCUGCAGUUCUGAGUUAAGGGCUACAGGGAUCUAUUUUCUCCUAAUUGGAAACAUAAAUUCCCAUUCAUGACAAUUUACUUGAAUUUAUGUUGAAAUUGAACAGUCUUAGCCAAUCAGAGUGCGAGGAUGUACAGUUGCUUUUCCCUCCCCACUGUCACCCUCAGACAUUAUACAUUUAUUCAUCACCAUAGUAUCCAGGAGAUAUAUGGUUUUCUGUUAUACAAAAACUGUUUUACAUUUAUAUAGUCACCUGAAUGCUGAUUAGCAGAAGGGGGGUUGGUUUGCAUAAGGACUAAUUAAUUCUCAGUUGAGUAAAUGAGAAUAUUGUAUACGUAUUAUGUGCAAAAUAGAAUGUGCAGGUUAAGUGUGAGAGUGAAAAUCCUCAUAUUUAUUGCAGUGUGGUUUUUGCUCAACCAGUUUUUCAGAGUUAAAUAUCUACCCCAUUUAAAAUCCUUUGGUAGUCUUUGUAAAUUAAUGAUCAAGGUUAAACUGCAUAGAUGACCCCCUUGCUAAACUUUAUUUUUUAAUCAACUCAUUUUGAGCUGUAUAAUGUAAAAAAAAGUCCCCAUCACCUUAAUGAUUAAACUUUGAAGUGCACACUUUAAUUAAUGUUUUUUGAGGGUGAGGCUUUAUUAAAAGAAACAAACCCAGAAAUGUUUUUCACUUGGAUAUGACUUAAUAUGUCAAAUUUCAAUCUGUGAUUGUUGCAAAUUUUCACCCCUUAAAAAAAGAAGGUCAAAGAGAUUUGAAACUGGAACCUAUAUCCACAGCAACAAUAACAGCAGUGAGAGAACACAUCUAUCAUAUUUAUAUUUUGGUCUCCAUAGAAACAAGCACAUGACAACUGAAUGGAAUUGGCAGCUGUUCUUGACUUACAAACACAUACAAGUGAUGAUUAGAUUUGUUUGUUAAGAUGUGUAGAACAAUACAGUUGAACAUUUCUAGGCUAUCCACUGUGAUGUCAUUAAUUGUGUUUAAGUAGCUAUCCCAAUUAAAGAAGAGGCCAUUUAAAAAAAACAGGUUGGGAAUAAUGUAAAAUAUUGAAUGCAAGAUACAAGAAUAAAUUAUAUUCACUUUAUUUUUAUUAACAUUUUUCUUCUGUAAAUUUUUAUUUGGCAACUUCUAUAUUAAAACACAAGA
Messenger RNA from Caretta caretta (loggerhead turtle), 4082 nucleotides. RefSeq names its product negative regulator of reactive oxygen species (gene NRROS). Gene Ontology annotation, molecular function: protein binding. Lineage: Eukaryota; Metazoa; Chordata; Testudines; Cheloniidae. Gene Ontology annotation, cellular component: extracellular matrix. The record is from RefSeq and is a predicted model, not a curated record.